Messenger RNA from Aspergillus candidus, 1005 nucleotides. Its product is annotated as SRR1 family protein. The transcript is spliced from 3 exons. Bases 1 to 1005 code for a protein of 334 amino acids. Lineage: Eukaryota; Fungi; Ascomycota; Eurotiomycetes; Eurotiales; Aspergillaceae. The record is from RefSeq and is a predicted model, not a curated record.
AUGGCACGGGAUGGGAAGGCGCUAGCCGUCGCAAUCCGGGAACGGGUUGGCCAUAUCAAUCGCCUCUAUCGGUCGGGAAAGCCGCUGUUCCCCCGCGAAAUGUUGGCCGAUCUGGAUCGACAAAUCGACGAUGGCAAUGAGGAGAUUCACAUCGUGGAUUUGGAAGGCGUGGGACAGACCUACAGCAGGAGCGUACCUGGUUGGUGUACAGACUUUGCAAACACGUAUCGGAUCAGUUAUCACAGCAUCCAGUCGCUCACUUGCGUCCACCCCAGUUUCCCUGAGUUGAUCCUUCGCGAUCGGGCUCCCGUGUCUAUCGGUUAUACGAGUGCCUGGGAACCCUGCAAGACGACGCUGGAUGAUGUGCGUGAUGUCUUCUUCGCCAAGCGCCAGGCCUGGAGGACAAGUGCUACGUGCCAGGGACUCCUACAGCAUUUAUCGUCCAUGGAGAUCCGACCACGUAUCACCAAGAUUGUGUGCCUUGGACUGGGCAGCUUUGGUGCGAUCAACGGCUGCCACUCUACGCGCUGUCACGCCCAGCAUGCGGCCAUAGAGACAAUUGCGACAGCUUUGGCCCGGCGCGGGGUCAGUGGAGGGCAUGAAAUCCAAUGCUUCGCGCAAGACCCGGCCUAUGACUCUGUGGACCACGCGCUUUUGCGCGAGCUAGGGAUCUAUCUGCUGGAUGAUCCCAAAGGUUUUUUGGAGAUCGACGAAGAAACGCUUGUUUUCUCGGUAAGUCCAAACGUCCCUGUCAAACAGAUUGUUGCGGAUGUCCAGUGGCCCGCCGCGAUGAUCUGGAAUACGGUCGUUGCGGAGGAAAAGGAAGAUACACGCUGGGUCAAGCGAACGGAGGAAAAUGGGGGCAUUUCAUGGAUGUGCCCGUUCACGACGGAUCCUGACUCGAUGCGCGUGCGGAGCAUGGUGAAGAAAUACAGCCAGGAAACCCUGCAGGACCCAAAUGAAUACUUUGGCGACUUGACCAUCUACAUGAGAGGGCCCGCAUGA